Messenger RNA from Fusarium venenatum, 693 nucleotides. Its product is annotated as GNAT domain-containing protein. Lineage: Eukaryota; Fungi; Ascomycota; Sordariomycetes; Hypocreales; Nectriaceae. Gene Ontology annotation, molecular function: acyltransferase activity, transferring groups other than amino-acyl groups. The record is from RefSeq and is a predicted model, not a curated record.
AUGGCAAUGGAUCCCCUCCCAAAACCACCCCUUGACUAUGUCAAGAUCAAGACAACACUUCCCGUCUAUCCUCUCCCUCCUAAUAGCGAGCGAAAACCAUUCCAGACAGAACGGUUGACAAUGCGACACAUGACGCAGGACGACUUCAAAUAUGUCCGUGCUGUUCGUACAGAACCCGAAGGCAUGAUCUGGUCAACCCAAGGUCGCCCUGAUAUAGAGAUGGAAGAAACACAAAAGAGUCUCGAUCGUCGUCUACCUCCAAACGAUGUCAAAGGUUACGACUGGCUUAUCUACCUCACCGAGACUGGCGAGUUUGUUGGAAUGGGAGGUUCUUGUGUGUGGUCCGCUGAACUUGGCUGGCCGGCCAUAGGAUAUCAGUUCUUAAAGGCGCAUUGGGGCAAGGGUUACGCUUCCGAGUUUGUCAAAGGCUAUCUCGAUCAUUGGUGGUCGUUGCCAAGGAAUGAGGUUGAAAUCUCGGUGGAUAAGAAUACCACCCUGGGCGAUAGUGAGGUCCAAGACGAGUGCAUCUCGGCCAUGACGUUAGGUGACCAUGUUGCCAGCCAAAAUGUCCUCAAGAAGUCUGGGAUGGAGUUUGCUUCAUCAUGGACGGAACCUGAUGCUAAGGGCCACCUCGAGGGAACCAUCAUACAUGGUUUUUUCGCGCGCAAGGGAAAAGUUGGUAACUCGCAGUGA